Anoplophora glabripennis (Asian longhorned beetle) is the source of this 4485-nucleotide messenger RNA. Its product is annotated as uveal autoantigen with coiled-coil domains and ankyrin repeats-like. Gene Ontology annotation, molecular function: protein binding. The record is from RefSeq and is a predicted model, not a curated record. The transcript is spliced from 7 exons. Gene Ontology annotation, biological process: protein localization to ciliary inversin compartment. Gene Ontology annotation, cellular component: ciliary inversin compartment. Bases 16 to 4485 code for a protein of 1489 amino acids. NCBI's taxonomy places the organism in Eukaryota, Metazoa, Arthropoda, Insecta, Coleoptera, Cerambycidae.
GCCGACCUCCUGGUGAUGGCGGCGCCAGACCUGGUGGAGGGCCGAGAUGAGGAUGGCUUCACGCCGCUCCACCUGGCCGUCAUCGCCGGCAACAUGCAGCUCGUUACGUUCCUGUUGGCCAACAACGCGGACAUCAACGCCGUGGACAACGAGAAACAUACCGUGGUGCACUGGGCUACGGUGUGUGGGGAGACGGCAGCUCUGAGGGCAGUCCUGGCGGCGGGCGCUCCGGUUUCUACGCCAGACGUGCACGGCGGUUACCCUCUCCAUUAUGCUGCCCAGAUGUGUGGCGGGACCAGCAAUGACAAAGACUCCAGCUUGGGCAUGCAAGUCCUUCAAUCCCUGCUCACCCACAAAGACAUCGUGGUGUCUGUAAUGGACGGCGACAAAAGACAGCCGCUGCUGUGGGCAGCCAGCGCCGGCUCCUCCAAAGCGGUACUCGCUCUGGUAAGAGCUGGAGCAGCCGUGGAAGCGGCCGAUAAGGACGGGUUGACUGCACUACAUUGCGCUGCUUCCAGGGGACACACGGACUGUCUGGACACGCUCCUAACGCUGUGUGGAGCCUCCCCGGAUGUUAUCGAUAGCAACGGGUGCACAGCUCUUCACUAUGCCGUCACUCUAGGCCACGCGGACGCUACGGCCCUUCUACUAGCGCACGGGGCCGACCCCAACCGCCAAGAUCGGAAAGGAAGGAGCCCAGCGCACUGUGGCUGUGCCAAAGGUCAAUUCGAGACCGUUAAACUCAUAGGGGCGCAUCGCGCCAAACUGUGGCUGAAGAACGCCAGAGGAGACCUGCCGCUGCACGAAGCCGCAGCGUCCGGCCGCAGAGAGCUAGUGAAGUGGUUGCUGGAUAUGAGACCCAGCCAAGUGAAUGCGAGGAACAACGACGGUAGGUGUCCGCUUCACAUGGCGGCGCUGAACGACAACGCUGACAUGUGUAAGAUUCUCCUCGAUGCUGGCGCACAGGUGAAUCCUGUUCUUAGAACUUCCAGGAACGUCUUUAUGACUCCCCUGGAUUGUGCGCUGCAGAGAGGUUUCAGAUCCACAGCGAAAUAUUUACAACUACAUGGAGGGGUGCCGGCUAGUAGGCUAGCAGAAUUGCGGAAUCAACCAACUAGUGCCUUGAAUUUGCACAUAAGAGACGACGUAACCGUUCUUGGAGAUACAAGUUCGGAGAGUGAAAAAGAACAAGGAGACCCGAUUAAAAGUAGCAAGAAAUCUUAUAGAAAAAAAAUAGUUCAUAAAUUAGAAAGGCCCAAGCUUUCUUUAUCAGGAAGCGAAGAAGAAAUUGAGAGAUUAGGAAGUAGCAAACUUGAAAGCACAGGAAAGUCCAAAAAGAGAUCAACUGAUAGAAAUAAAGAAAAUAAAUCUAGUGCUAAAGCUGACAGUUCAACUCCUCCUAUGUCAUCAACCAAACGAAGCAGCAGCAGAAAAUUACCAUCCAGUAGAAUGGAAUAUACCAAUGAGAUUAUUAUCAACGGAAAAACUGAGAUAAACAUUCAUCAAACUAGAGAAAUCAUUCUUGAAAAAGAACCUGUAGUUGUUGAUAAGAUUUCCGAAGUAGUUAUUCCAUCUGAAACAGCUGUUCCGCAUUCUGCUUCAUCGGUAAAAGAUCGAAGGCCCAGAAGUGCAAAAUUUAGUAAAGGAAGAGACCGGUCAGGACGAGCCAGCUCAGAAAAAGAAGCAGCGAGAGCACGAAAUGCAAUAACUAGUCCAACAACCAUAAUACAGCAAGAAAAGGAAUCAAGGCAACCUUCUUUAAAAACGCAAAGUACCAAUACCUCCGAAGAAACAACUGAAACUGUAAUUGAAAAUAAAAAAAUUGAACCCUCUACGGCAACCACAGAAGAUGGAUUUCUCAAAAACUUUCCAGAUUCGAGAAAGAUCAUAGAUCAACAGUCUCUCAUGUCCAAUACUAGCGAAGAUGUAGAGGAUCAUAAAGAAUUUGUAGUAGAAGCUUCGAUUCAUGAACCGCCGAAAGUACUUUUAGAGAAGGAACAUGAAGAUGAGCAAGAGUUAAAGUCGAAAGACUCUGAAAUUAUUACAGAAGGAAAACAAGAUGAGAAACCUCUUACAGGGGAAAAUAUUCAAAAUGAUGAUUUAGCAGAAGAGCAGGAACAUCAAAAGGCAACUAAAGUCGAUGAGACAAAUGCAAAAUUAACUACCAAUGACACUGAGAAAACAGACGAUAAGGAAGUGGAAGAUCAAAAAACAAAAGAAACAAGCACCGUUCUAGCUAAAGAAGAAAUAACAGAUGAUGAUAAACAUAUUCAACGUCAACUAACAGAAUCUCCAGGAGCAAACACAUCAGAAAAUAUAAUUAAUGAAGCCGAAGCUGAAAUAGAUAAUGCUUCAGACACAAAAAAAGAUGAUGAUAAGACAGAAGUUAAAGAUGUCACUGAGUUACAAACAAAUGGUGAAGCUAUAACAACAAAAGAAAUUGAAAAUACAGAAGUUCAAGAACCCGUACACGAAAAACAAUCUGUUGAAGAACUACAAGAAACACGUCGGAAUAAUACAGAAACUGAAGAAGCAAACAAUGAAUUAGAUAAAGACAAUAGUAAAGUAGCAGUUGACCUGGAAGCAAAUAAAAAGAAUGAUCAGUUGCUUGAUAAGUUUAUUUCGGAGCCAGAGGCUGACCAGGCUGAGCAUAAAGCCAGCAGAAGUACCGAUGAAAGUUCAAAUUUGCCGGAAGAUGGAGAAAGUAAAGAUGCUGAAGAAAUCCACGAAAAUACUGAUACACCUGAAAAAACCCACAAAGAUGCUGGUGCAACUAAGGACGUCCAUCAAAAUGAUACAACAGUAAACGAGCAAGGUGAAAAAACAUUAGAAGUAGAAGAUGGAGAAGAGAAGAAAGUGGAAAUAACCUCAAAGUCGAUUGAUGUAAAUGAAAAUGAUAUAUAUGAUAUUUCAAAAACUGAAAUGCCAUCAAAGAUCGACUUUGAUGAACAACCACUGGAAACUGUUCCUACAGAAAAAUUUGAACAAUCAAUUGCCGAUAAAGAAAAACCAAGUGAAGGAGAAAUAACAAAAAAGCGAGACAGUAAACAAAAAGAAACACGAAAAAAACAAGGGAUUGAAGCAUCUGAUGGGAAAACUAAACCAAAAGAUGCCGACGUAAGAAAGAAACAUUUAAAAAUAGAAAAAUCAAAUAAAAAAAUAAAAGCAAAGCAAGAUUAUUCAGAUGAUGACUAUAGCAGUCGAUCUGAAGAUGUUUCUUUGUCUACACCUACUAGUAAGACCCAUAAAAGCUUCAGGAUACUAGACGAAGAAGACGGAGGAAAACCGAGUAAGACGAGAGGAGGCAAAAGCAAAAGAAGCGAAAACAAAGAAUCUCGAUCACGAUCCGAAGAAAAAAAGAAAAAAGACGGUAGUAAGGAAAGAGAAAAAUUUAAACAUAGUAAAAUUCCAACGCCCUUGGGUAAAACUAUUUUAUCUAAAAGCGACAGACACUUAGAUAAGUCUCACUUAUUAGAAAAGAGAGCUCUGCAGGGGGUACUAGACGCACGCAUUCCAUCUUUGCCGAAUAUCCAUCAAGACAAAGAUCGACUGAAAGAACCGCCACGAUCUGAAUCUAACAUGUCGGCUCCGCUCCUGGCCUCUCUUUAUAGUGACAACGAGAGUUUGUCGGAUGUGGAGCACGAGUCAAGAAGUUUGGUAGCGCGGAACAAGAAGAGAGUCAAGAAGAGGCCCAAAGUUAGGGAUGCCAGAAGUGCAGGAAGUGAUUAUGAAAGCAGUAAUUUGAUAGAUUCUGGAUUCGAGCCCAGCCCGAGAAGCACCAGAAUUCCUAAAUGGAAGAAUAUGUCUGAGCGGGGUGUUAACAUGACAUCAGUUACACAAAAUAUACAAAGCAAUAUAAGAAGGUACCAUUUGGAAAGAAAAAUAUUUCAGCACCUCCUGGAACUAAAGAGGCAUCAAAUUAGAGCUGGUCAACAUAACGAGGCAGUUCUAGUCAAAAGAGCUAUUGACGCGUACCAUCAGUCAUGCGCUUCCACUGUUGGGGCUGGUCGAUACAUUCCAGAAGAUUACACUUUCAAAAGCUUUGAAAGAUUUCUCUAUGAAUCUUUGAGAAAGCUACAGAAGAACGAUGUGGAAUAUAUGAAAGGACUCCCAGAAGCACCCUCUAACCCACUUUUAUGUACAAGAAGCACCAAUAGAUGUAUGCAUGCUACGCAUGCUUAUACUGGGGUUCCAUGUGCAGCAUACCUACCAAAAAUGGAUCAUCAUACUAUACCAAAAAUAGGAUUUAACAAUGUCAGUUGCAAACCUGGAACUGGAUUUUUACCAAAUAUCAAUUCUAAAAAGGCUGUGACACUGGAACUUAGUCACGGAACCGACAAGCAGGUUAUUUCCCUGCCUACCGAUCGUCUUGACCAAAAUAAGAGGUACUAUGUUACCUUUACAGUUAAAGGACACGAUCCAUCUUCAUCUAACGGGGAAGAUGGACCAACAAACAAUGCCCAUAUGCAUUCAAAGAGCGACUAA